AUGUUUGCCAUCUGCCCGCCCGGCGCCCCGGUGAAUGCCCCGUUCCGGCAGGGCGGGGGGGGCCCGGUGCUGGGCACGGCCAUCCCGGGGGCCGGGCGCGGGCAGGACUCCAACUCCAACUUCGUGGGAGAGGUGUGUGACAGCAACGAGAACUGGAGCCGGCCAGCACCGGGGACCCCACCGGAGGAGAGCUCCAGCCAGAGCGAAAACACGACAAAUCCAUCUGAUAAUCUGCUGUUAUUAAUGCAGAGACAGAUGGUCCAGGGCCGGCUUAGGGAUGUCGCCCCGAGCCUGGGCGCCGUGCGGCCGCGUCUCCCCGAGCCGGGGGUGCGCAGCCCCCCCGAGGGAGCGGAGGUCGGCGAGGCGGGGGGCCAAAACGCUGCCGCCGAGGAGCCGGCUGGGGGAUGCGGCAAGCCCCCAAGCUCCCCCACGGAGGACAACGGCUAUGCCAGCAGCUCCCUCAGCAUCGACAGCCCCGACAGCGCCUGCGGGAGCUCCUGGGACCCUCCCGCCGCUGCCCCCCUCCCCGGGAGCCCACCCCAGCUGGGGGCGGCCGAGCCCGAGCCGGGGACCCUCUUCCCGGCGCUGGCGGAGGCCGUGCAGCACCUUCAGGACAAGGAGCGCUUCAAGGAGCGGGAGAAGGAGAAGCACCACAUCCAGCUGGUGAUGUACCGGCGCCUGGCCCUGCUGCGCUGGAUCCACGGCCUCCAGCAGAAAGUCGUGGACCAGCAGAACCGGCUGCAGGAGAGUUUCGACACCAUCCUGGACAACCGCAAGGAGCUGAUCCGCUGCAUGCAGCACGGCCCGGCGUGCCACGCCGCCGUGGAUGCCCCCAGCCCCUGAGGUGCCGCCGGCGCUGCCCCGUCCCAGCCCUCACCCUCCCGGCCGGCGUGGGGCUGGCUGGUGGCAUCUCCAUGCCGCACGCCGGUGCAGAGAGCUCGCCGGGCGCCUGGGUGCCCGCCCUGUCCUUCCCAUCUCUCUCCAACGUAGCUGAGAGUCCCCGAAGCAUUCAUCUCAAUUUUCCCUCUGCACGGGAAUUCGUGUCCCUCUGCACCGUGUCCCGCCGGUCUGGGGACUGUGGGGUGUCGGGCUGGGUAGACCUCAGGACCUUGGGGUUUGCUGAGCCUGGGGUGACGAGGCUCAUCUUUUAAAUCUAAUUUACAGUCCUUUGUAUGAGCCCGGCUGAGCCGCGCGUGUGCCGGGACGGGCCCUGCGGUGAGCUCCCCAUGCGGGAGCCGCCUGGCAGCAAGGGCCUCGGGGCAGCGAAGCUUUUAAAUGUGCCUGGGCAAAGCACUUCAGGGCGUGCUCAGGCACAAGCACAAGCUCACUUCUCCCCCCGCAUCGCACCCGCACCGGUGUGCCCGUGUGGAAACAACCCAGCCACCGUUAAACAUUGCU
Messenger RNA from Gymnogyps californianus (California condor), 1398 nucleotides. It is a transcript of the gene C22H1orf216, whose product is annotated as chromosome 22 C1orf216 homolog. Lineage: Eukaryota; Metazoa; Chordata; Aves; Accipitriformes; Cathartidae. The coding region runs from base 1 to 843 and encodes 280 amino acids. The transcript has a single exon. The record is from RefSeq and is a predicted model, not a curated record.